GUCUUUCCCAAAAGUGACACAAAAGACACACGCUCGAAUCGCAGCAAGCGGCAGCGCACAGUGUUGUUAUGUAAAAUAAACUAUUCUCAAGCUUCUGCCGGGUGGCUUUUCCGCAAGAUGCUGAAAGUGUUCCAAUCGUCGUCCACCCUGCUGGGACAGCAGCUGAAAGCCCUGGUUUCAGUCCGACACUACGGCAAACCGAACAAAAAGUUCCUCUACAAAGAUGGCAUCCUGAAGGACCAGAUUUAUUACUACCCACGGGACAACAACCGUGAACUACCUGCGCUGGAUGGAGAACCUUCGAAACUGUUCAGCGUUCGUCGUAUGAAACCAAUCAAAGGGCUGCCGUACUGGGAAAAGCGGAUACUGCGCGGCUUGGGACUGUAUGAGAAAAAUGCGGUCGCCGUGGUAAAGAACAUCCCGGAAAAUAAUGCCCGCCUGUGGAAGGUGAAGCAUUUGGUGGAGAUACUUCCGAUCACGUACCGGUACGGCGAACCGACGGAGGCUGACAUCGAGCGAACGUUCCUAAAGGAGGAUGGCGAGUGUGUCGUGAUACGCAAGCUAGAGGCAGCGGAGGUGACCAACACGAAGCUGUCCGCUGCGGAGCAGCUUCGUCACGCCAAAGAUCGUAUAGACGGGGAAACGUUACGAAAAGAUUCUCGGCUCAAGUGGCUGAAUGCGUGGUAAGGGAGGGUGGCAGCCUAGCGGGAUGGCCGUAAGUCCGUUUGUAGGUAGUGCGGAGGAGGAUUGAGUGGCGUUUAAUAUAAGCAACCUUUAAAAACACAAAAAAGAAGUUUCGGAUACUUUUUUAUACAAGUAGGGCACGGGCAGUUUUUACACGACACAUUUAAAUAGUCCACUGUUUAUUAGUUUUUUUGUUGCACGCUUACAUAUUACCCACCCGGCGCCGCUGCCGUCCGCGAUUCGAGCCAUUCCGCAACAAUCGAUCGCUAGCGUGUUGGCUAGCCAGUAGGGAAGAAACCGGUCGGAAAAACCACCCCGGGCCCUGGCUAACAUCACCCCACACACGCUGCUGGUAGGGGGACGAGCGUGACAUCGCGCCCCAUCGGCCACUGGAACCAACGGGCGGAUUUGUUGGGUGUGGUGUAUGUAUGUGUGAGUGUGUCAGUAGUGUGGUAAAUAUAAUAUAGUAGUAGUAACAUUGA
Messenger RNA from Anopheles coluzzii, 1166 nucleotides. It is a transcript of the gene mRpL30, whose product is annotated as 39S ribosomal protein L30, mitochondrial. NCBI's taxonomy places the organism in Eukaryota, Metazoa, Arthropoda, Insecta, Diptera, Culicidae. The record is from RefSeq and is a predicted model, not a curated record. Gene Ontology annotation, molecular function: structural constituent of ribosome. Gene Ontology annotation, cellular component: large ribosomal subunit; mitochondrion. The transcript has 3 exons. The coding region runs from base 118 to 687 and encodes 189 amino acids. Gene Ontology annotation, biological process: translation.